GAGAGGACAAAUUGGUGUUUUGGUUUACUGCAGCCUGGUAUCACAGUGAGCUGUUUCAGAUGGAGAAUUGUAUUCCUUGACGGUCUCUGUCAGCAUUAGUUUUGGAAUGUCAGGGAAGGUCACUGAACUUACAGGUGGAUAAAGACAUCACGCACGGUUUCAUAUUUUCCACUCUAAGGCUUACGAAUGUCCCUAACACUGACAGCCAUGAGUGACAACGCAGUGACCAGCAGCCAGCAGCAGCGGUUGGGGUCUGGAGAGGUGCAGCGUCAUUCUCAGGGACCCUAUAUCUCGGUCAUCACCAACAGGACCACCAACCUGUUGAUUCGAGGGGGCAUGCUGUUCUCUGUGGGCGUCUUCCUUGCCCUGGUGCUUAACUUACUUCAGGUGCAGAGACACGUCACCCUCUUUCCCCCUGAUGUCAUCAGCAGUAUCUUCUCCUCGGCCUGGUGGGUGCCGCCCUGCUGUGGCACAGCCUCAGCAAUGAUCGGGUUGUUGUAUCCCUGCAUCGACAGCCGUCUUGGUGAGCCACAUAAGUUCAAACGGGAAUGGUCCAGCGUGAUGCGGUGCGUGGCAGUGUUUGUGGGCAUCAACCAUGCCAGUGCUAAAGUGGACUUUGCUAACAAUGUCCAGUUGUCUCUGACUCUGGCGGCGCUCUCCAUUGGUCUGUGGUGGACAUUUGACCGUUCCCGCAGUGGCUUUGGCCUGGGAGUCAGCAUCGCUUUGCUGGCAACACUGGCUACACAGCUCCUGGUUUACAAUGAAGUCUUUCAGUACACUUCUCCAGAUUUCCUGUAUAUUCGCUCGUGGUUACCCUGCAUCUUCUUCGCAGGGGUUAUAACUAUGGGAAACAUAGGACGGCAGCUAGCCUUGUAUGAAUAUAAAUUCCUUCAGGAGAAGAUCCAUCAGGACUGAGGGAGGUUUUGGCUUCAUCAGGCCUCUGCUCAAAAUGACUUUGUCUUCGCACCAUUGUGAGGCCAGAGACAGGUUAUCAGAGAACUUUUGCAAGCAGCGUAGACCAGAGUGAGCUGGCCCUGGACAAGCCAUUCGGGUCAUGCUUACUCCUGGGCAAGACAGUAUUUUUGAUUGGCUCCCGUCAGGCCUCGCAAAGAUCAUGGCAGCUGGCGGCUACAUUCCACCCUGAGCAAAGGAGAACAAUGAGAGUAUAUUUUGUCUCUUUUUUUCCUAUGGUGCAGUUUAUCUCUGCAUACCUGGAAAGAGAUUAGUGUCGAAGCAGCUAUCGGUCUUCAAAUCAGCACGGAUGUUUCAAACCUUUGGCUCCAUUGUGCCAAACAUAGUGAAGCAGGAUCAGUUUUUAAGUCUGCUCUUAUCUCCUGAUUUUUUCCACAUCCUUCACGUAUCAGUGGAGAACACACAGCCUAGUUAAUGUAUGUCUACAGAGAUAUGCAUCUAUGUCCCAGACCCUUUAUUGUAUGUAAUUCACUUCUAUCUACUUCUGCAUUUCCUUGACAAAGGAAUGACGAUGGGUACUGUAUGCAAAUCUACCCUGGCUGUGAGGACUCAGGGUGUUCAGUGUUCACCUGUGUGAGGUGUUUCUCUCAGCCACACCAGGCCUGUUUGUCACCAACAUGUACAUUAUCAUUCCAAAGAAUGAAGGGAUAAAUGAAGCUCUAUAGGCUUUAAUUAGAAGUGAAAGUAAUGUUUGGAAGAAGAAAUUGUUUUCAUCCAUAAGUGAACACUUGUUAGUCAGUCAUAUCUUAAUAAAUACUGUUUUUGUUUCUGAAAGCAACACUUGGCCAUUAAUGUCUUUGUAGCCUUUUCAGUUUCUUGCUAAGAAUAAGCAAAACGCAGCAUUUGCUUUCCCCAAAACAGCAGGAAUGCCAAAAUUUUCCAGGCUAUUUUCUUCAUGGAGCUAAAACAUUACAUUGUGUUGGAAGACCUAAAGCAUAAUCUAGUAGAUGGUGGCGAGAGGUCCUUCGAAGUUAACAUGGAAUCAGAUAAAUUCUCUUGGGUGUGUGUGUCAAGAUUAUAUGUAUGAUGCUAUAUAACAAAAUGUAUUAGCUUAAUAUUUAUCGGUAAUGCUCGCUGGCUUAGAGCUUACACCAUAUAAACUGGACAACUAUAGGCAGUUUGUGUUCUGUUUUCCCUGAUAGUGUUGUGAAUCGGAGGUAUUUUUGUCCAUCAGUUAGUCCGUUAGGCUUGUCUCUGGAUUUAUUUUCAUGCACAUUAAUCUACAGUACUGCAUAUUUUCCUUUACUCUGAGGUUAGAUAAUUAACUCUUCGAUGUGUUUGUUCUGAUUGUAAUGCAUACAUGCCUGUAAAUAUGGUGAUUAGCAGUGUUAAAUUCUUGUUGCAUAUAUGCAGCAUGUUUGUUGGAUUGAUGUAUUGAUAAACCACCUUUUAGGAAUUAACAAAUACAAAAAACCCACUUGCAGAAUAUACACAGUGAGCACUUCUGUAUCUGUAAGUGAGCAUAUAAGAAGAUAAUUUAAGCAACAGUUUCUUCAUGAUGAAAUACGAUGUGAUUAGCUACUAUCAAAGCUGUCUAAAUGUUUCCUGAUGUAGGUUAGAUGAUAUGGAAACCAUGAUGGAGAAACCUUUUUAAUACUUUUUUGGAGUGAAAUGUUUUUUAACAGACCUGUAGCAACUGUAACUCUUAUUUUUGUAAAACAUGACAACCAUGUGUUUGCGUUAUGAGUUGUAUUACAGUCAAAAAGGGAUGAACAGUUCUACUCAGGAAAGCAAACUCUUAAAUAUGAACAUGUGUGGUUUUGGUGAAAUAAAGACAGAAUUUUUGGUAA
Molecule: messenger RNA, 2762 nt
Organism: Stegastes partitus (bicolor damselfish)
Lineage: Eukaryota; Metazoa; Chordata; Actinopteri; Pomacentridae
Gene: insig2
Product: insulin induced gene 2
Exons: 7
Coding region: 187-915 (242 amino acids)
Biological process (GO): cellular response to insulin stimulus; cholesterol biosynthetic process; SREBP-SCAP complex retention in endoplasmic reticulum
Cellular component (GO): SREBP-SCAP-Insig complex; endoplasmic reticulum
Source: RefSeq, a predicted model, not a curated record